Molecule: messenger RNA, 1110 nt
Organism: Rotaria socialis
Lineage: Eukaryota; Metazoa; Rotifera; Eurotatoria; Philodinida; Philodinidae
Source: the annotation of a GenBank genome assembly
AUGACUGCAAUUAUUACAUAUGAAUACUAUUCCGCAUCGUCAAAGUAUCUAAAUUUAACACAAGAAAAUCUAACCAAUGGCAUUGUUUCAUCUAAAGGCAGUCAAAUGUUAGUUCCGAAAGGACCAGCAUUUAUAUUAAUGGACUCACAAGGGAAAUAUGAUGGUUGUCUACAACGCGUUAAUAUUUUUAACUAUUCAAAAGGUAUUGCUAUUAUACAACGAGGUGGCAAUUGCACAUUCAGUGUUAAAAUAUCACGUGCAAAACAAUAUGGUGCUGCAGCUGUUAUUGUUUACGAUCCUCAAGCGACUGGUCAAGAAACCUAUGAUAUUGUGCAAAAUACUUCAGAUAUAUUGUGUUUAUAUGUUCAACAAUCAGUUGGCUCAACGUUAUUUCAACUAGCAAACGAUGGUAGAGCACGUUUAUAUAUAGCAUUACAACCAAUCAAUGGUAAAUUCGACGAUUUAAAUCUGGAUGAUAUAUGGAACAGUUCACAAGGAGCCGUUGUAUUUAUUAUUAUAGCAAUAAGCAUACUUAUUUGUUCGUGUUUUUCAUGGCUUAUUUUUUAUUGCUUUCAACGAAAUCGUGUGCGAACGACGAAAGAUCGUUUAGAUAAUCGUCUAGAAAAUGCCGCUAAAAAGGCCCUAACGAGAAUACAAUUAGUAACUAUACAUGGAAAUCAUCAUUCAGAAGAAUCAUGCGUUAUAUGCUUAGAUACAAUCAAAGACGGUGAUACUGUACGAGAAUUAACGUGUCUGCAUAGAUUUCAUCAGAACUGUGUUGAUCCAUGGUUGAUUAAUCAUCGGCAUUGUCCAUUAUGUAAUCUUGAUAUACUUGCUGCAUAUCGUGUAUCAAUACCAGGAGCAAGUACUGAUCUCAGUUCAAAUCAAUCCGAAAAUCUAACACCAACAUAUACUAAUACGAUAACGAGCGCAACUGUAUUGCCAAUUACUACUGAACAAGACAGUCAUCGUCAAGAUGACGCGUCACAAUCACAACAAGUUCUUGUUCAUACACAGCCGCAACCUAUUCCAUCGAUAUCAGCUACAAUAAAAGAUCGUAUGCAUGGCGAAGAAAAUCCAUCGUUUCGAUCAGAUGACGAUCACUAUUAG